UUGGCGCUAUGACGUUACAAAUGUGACGUCAGAACAGUUAAUUGUUGUAUUAUAAUUCACUGUUUUCAGCCUCCUUUUUGUAAUAAGAAAAUGAAUCGGAUCUUGUUAGAAUCUAAAACACUACUUCUACUUUUUAUAAUUAUAAAGUAAGUUUGAUUUCAGAAAAUUACGGAAAAUUUGUAAAUUAGUUUUCCUUUUUUGAAAGGGAGGAGGGACAUUACACCAAAAUGUGGUACUAGAAAAACGUUAAAGUGUACUAUACCUUUGUAUGAUUUCUGACAUUUUGUAUGCAGUCAUAUCAGUUUUAACCGAAACAAGUUAGGGAUACAUUUCAAAUUCUCUCUUCUUUCGAACAGAAACAAUAAUUUAUGACAUGCUUAAUGAUGUGCGAGCGUUUUUUUUCUUCUUUUUUUUGUUUUUUGUUGUUUUAUUUUUCAUGGUUAUCCGCCAUUUUGAUAAAAAUCUUGGAAUAAUUCUUUCAAACAAUAAGACCAGUGGGGUAAUUAUGCAAAAAUGUAAAAAUGUAAGAUAUUUGUAAGUAACAUUUAUGCUUAUAUGAUACUGAUAUUAGAAACAAAUUGUAAGACCUGAAAUCGCUAGAACAUUGAUUUGAAUAUAUAAUAAGAACAACGAAUUUGACCAAACUUUUUUUUAUAUAUUUCUUUUUAAAUCUUUAUUGUUGUAACGGUGACAAUAGUCACGUCAUUGCCGUUUACAUUUUCAACCAAUCGAAUCAGUUUCAUGUUCUUGGCAUUUUUUUCUCCAAAAAUAUUAUCCAAUCACAACAGUGACAAUGACUUAUAUAAUUUCGGGCUGGACAUUAUUCUGUCAUUACAACCUAGUUCGUUACUUGUAUUAAGUGGAUUAUUUAGAUUAAUUCUUAGCUUUCUAUUACACGUUUGGUUGAUUAUUUCGUUGCGUUUAAUGUAAAGAAAGACAGAGUGUAACAGUUUGAAACACCAGCAAGUAUUCCGAUAUAUAGGCGUGUUCUGUUUUCCGAAGACAGCAUCGAGGCAUUCAGAUUUAAAAAAGAAUGGAGAAUAACCAAGUCCCCGACGAUACUCCAACAGAUGUUGAAACCCCAGUCCGACAACGGUCGCCAACACGCAACACAUACAUGUCGCGGUUGGUCGGUAUUGGGCAGAGUAUUAAUCAAAGUAUCAGAAGGCUCCAAUUUGAUCCCGACAUGCAGCAGGGACUUGCGGCACAGCUCUCGGCGUCAUUCAACCGGGCGAGUCCAAUUCGCAAUAGGGAAACAGCACCAGUCCGUGUUAGAGGACGAGGCGGUCGUGUUCAAGGCGGUAGGGGUCGCCGAUCACAGGAGCUCCAGAUAAGACUAGUGUGCCUCAGAAGACCUGAGCGAUCUAGCUCGAACAUUAGCUACCAAGAAUUGAGAGAAUAUGGUUUGGGUAACGCUUCAACCGCAGACGAGAGAGGGGUUUGCGUCAUUCCCAUAGAUUGGACGGAGGAGUCAUUUCGUCAAUAUAUCGAAGAGGCCUUUCCGGUGCUUAGGUCAACACAGUACGAAGCUAGACGGUCAGAGCGUGGAGGUCGCCUUGUCCGGUUGGAGACUUUAAUACCAAGCGAUCUUCGCAACGUUUUCCUGGCGGGCCGUGACAGGAUUAGAAAUCCACCAACGGUAUUUAUCACCCCGCUUGAAGAGAUCCACCACAGAACGAUGGAUACACCAACGGUCAUGGCUAGGGUCUCCUCGGGAACAAACACACAGCCACCUAGUUCGUCAUCAAAUCAUGCUGUCCAGUCACCUUCUGCUCCUGACCACUUGACUACUUCCUCGGAUGAUCAGCCGUCCAUCUCACUAUCCCGCCAACCAGCACGGUCGCCUUCUUUACAGCCUCAACUGGCUAGUCAGGCGCCCUCCUCAACACCCCAUCAGACAGACCAGCAGCCAUUUUCACUACCCCAUCAGCCAGAACAGGAGUCGUCUUCACUACCCCAUCAACCAGACCAGUCACCUUCGCCACCGUUUCAUCAUGCAGACCAGACUCUUUCUUCAUCGCUUCAUCAUGCAGACCAGACGCCUUCUUCACCGCUUCAUCAUGCUGGCCGACCGUCUUCGUCACCCCUUCAUCAAGUUGACCAGCCGCCUUCUUUACCGCUUCAUCAAGUUGACCAGCCGCCUUCUUCACCGCUUCAUCAAGUUGACCAGCCACCUUCUUCACCGCUUCAACAUGCUGACCAGCCGCCUUCUUCACCGCAUCAUCCUGCUGACCAGUCACGAAAUUCUCCACCUCAUCAACUGCAGCAGGAGCAGCAAAGGUAAAACACAUGCAUUUAA
Mercenaria mercenaria is the source of this 2299-nucleotide messenger RNA. RefSeq lists its product as uncharacterized. The transcript has 5 exons. Bases 1034 to 2284 code for a protein of 416 amino acids. NCBI's taxonomy places the organism in Eukaryota, Metazoa, Mollusca, Bivalvia, Venerida, Veneridae. The record is from RefSeq and is a predicted model, not a curated record.